Coffea eugenioides is the source of this 3248-nucleotide messenger RNA. Its product is annotated as microtubule-associated protein TORTIFOLIA1-like. Gene Ontology annotation, molecular function: microtubule binding. Gene Ontology annotation, cellular component: cortical microtubule, transverse to long axis. The transcript has 6 exons. NCBI's taxonomy places the organism in Eukaryota, Viridiplantae, Streptophyta, Magnoliopsida, Gentianales, Rubiaceae. The record is from RefSeq and is a predicted model, not a curated record. The coding region runs from base 295 to 2997 and encodes 900 amino acids. Gene Ontology annotation, biological process: multicellular organism development; unidimensional cell growth; circumnutation.
GUCACUGUCCACUCCACCAAAGCCAGCUCUCUCUCUCUCUCACAAGGCUCUUUGCGUUGCAUCUGUUCUCCUCUACAUCUAACUGACUAAUACCACACCAGGAGUGACCGGUGAAUUCAAAUUUCACAUUUCCCCAACCUCAGAGCCCACGUUCAUAAUCCCAUUCCCCAGAAAGGGUAAAAAAAAAGAGAAAGGAAAAGGAAAAAAAAAACCAGUCUUGGCAAACUUUUUCCCAUAUCUGCCCACAUUUUUACGCCAUUUUCUCUCUCGCAUGCUCGCAAAAUUCUUGUCAAAAUGAGUACUUCUUUAAAAUCUGCUAAACCCUCAAAACCCCCCAACCCAUCCUCCGCCCAGACAACCCCUUCAAGAUCUUCCUCCUCCUCGCUUUCUUCCCAUUUAGCCAUGAUUGAACUCAAGCAAAGAAUCCUCACUUCUCUCUCCAAGCUCUCCGACAGAGACACGCAUCAGAUCGCCGUUGAAGACCUGGAGAAAAUCAUCCACACCCUCUCCAACGAUGGCGUUUCAAUGCUUCUCAACUGCCUUUACGACGCCUCCAACGACCCUAAACCCGCCAUCAAAAAAGAAUCCCUCCGCCUUCUGGCAGUCCUAUGUGCUUCCCAUACCGAUUCGGCUUCCACCCACUUGACUAAAAUCAUAGCCCACAUUGUCAAAAGGCUUAGAGACUCGGAUUCUGCUGUCAGGGAUUCCUGUCGGGAUGCCAUUGGAUCUUUGGCAUCCCUUUACUUGAAGGGGGAAGCUGCGGCUGAUCAUGGUAAUGUGGGAUUGAAUUCAGUAGUCUCGUUGUUUGUGAAGCCGCUGUUUGAAUCCAUGAGUGAGAAUAAUAAGGCGGUUCAAGGUGGGGCCGCAAUGUGUAUGGCUAAAAUGGUGGAAUCUGCUUCCGACCCGCCUACAAUGGCUUUCCAGAAGCUGUGUCCCAGGAUUUGCAAGUACCUCAAUAGUCCCAAUUUUAUGGCAAAGGCUGCAUUGUUGCCUGUUGUUUCCAGCUUAUCCCAGGUGGGAGCUGUUGCACCUCAAAGCCUUGAAUCUUUGGUGCAAAGUAUUCACGACUGUCUUAGCAGUUCAGAUUGGGCGACACGUAAGGCUGCAGCUGAGACAUUAAGUGUUCUGGCAUUGCACUCUAGCAGCUUGGUGGUAGACGGAGCUAACUCCACAGUGACUCUGCUAGAGGCUUGCCGGUUUGACAAAAUAAAACCAGUCAGAGAUAGUGUAACUGAAGCUCUGCAGCUGUGGAAGAAAAUUGCAGGAAAAGGAGAUGGAGCUUCAGAUGAACACAAACCUUCAUCUCACAAUGGUGAGACUUCUGAAUCAGCUUAUCCAUCAGACAAGGACUCUCGAAACCCUGGUGAAAGAAGUGAACUACCGGUGAAGGAUUUAUCUAAUAAUCCAUCUUCUAAUGAUGCAUAUCUCAAAGACAAGGGUAGCAACAUUUUGGACAAGGCAGUUGGGAUACUGAGGAAGAAGGCACCUGCAUUAACUGACAGAGAAUUGAACCCUGAGUUUUUCCAAAAACUUGAAACAAGGGGUUCAGAUGAUUUGCCUGUAGAAGUGGUUGUCCCUCGUCGAUGCCCUAAUUCUUCUAAUUUGCAGAAUGAGGAAGAGGCUGUGGGCAAGGAUUCAAGGGAGAGGACAAGGACCAGCUACCAGCCUGAUGGUGGAUCACUUGACUUUAGAUAUCGUAACACUGAGAAAGGAACUUCUAGCUAUAGUUCUAGAGAACUAGAUACUGAUGAAACAAGUGAUCUGAAUCAAAGAGAUUUAUCUGGCAUUCAAGGGGGUUUUUCCAAGAGUGGAGGCCAAUCUGACAGUUUCUCGAAUAAUAAAGGAAAUUGGCUGGCUAUUCAGAGGCAAUUAUUACAACUGGAAAGGCAGCAGGCUCAUCUCAUGAACAUGUUGCAGGAUUUUAUGGGUGGUUCACAUGAUAGCAUGGUGACGCUUGAAAACAGAGUGAGAGGUCUUGAAAGAGUAGUUGAAGACAUGGCACGGGAUUUGUCUCUAUCAACAAGUCGAAGAGGUGCUAGUUUUAUGGGUGGAUUUGAAGGAUCAUCCAACAGAAGUGCAGGGAAAUACAAUGCCUUUGCUGACUAUACUAAUGCUAAGUUAGGGAGUGGUAGUGAUGGAAGGAUUCCCUUUGGAGAUAGAUUUGCACCUUCUGAUGGUAGACCUUCAGGCAAUAGGGGAAGGGGCCCUCCUUGGAGAUCUGAUGCACCUGAUGCUUGGGAUUUUCAAGCAUAUGGUAAAAAUGGGCAAAUGGGUUCUAGAAGAACUUUGGGUGGUGGUCCUGUUGAUUGUAGGUCCCCUAAAUCCGAAAAUGAUAAUGAUCAAGUUGGCAGCAGGAGAGCUUGGGACCGAGGAGCUGGACCUGUUAGAUUUGGUGAGGGACCAUCUGCUAGAAGUGUCUGGCAAGCUUCAAAGGAUGAGGCAACAUUAGAAGCAAUAAGGGUAGCUGGUGAAGACAGUGGGGCUGCUCGAAGUGCAAGGGUAGCAGUGCCAGAAUUGACUGCUGAAGCAUUAGGGGAUGAUAAUGUCAUGCAAGAAAGAGAUCCUAUCUGGAAUUCUUGGAGCAAUGCUAUGGAUGCACUUCACGUUGGUGAUACAGAUUCAGCUUUUGCUGAAGUUCUAUCUAGUGGAGAUGAUCUUCUGCUUGUAAAGUUAAUGGACAGAUCAGGGCCUGUAUUAGAUCAAAUCUCAAGUGAGGUUGCAAUUGAGGUUUUACAUGCCAUUGCCCAAUUUUUACUCGAGCAGGACUUGUAUGACAUCAGCUUAUCCUGGGUGCAACAGUUGGUGGAAAUUACGGUAGAAAACGGGACUGAUGUUCUUGGCAUUCCUAUGGAUGUGAAAAGAGAAAUUUUGUUGAAUUUACAUGAAGCUUCUUCAGCAAUUGAUGUGCCAGAGGACUGGGAAGGAGCAACACCAGAACAACUUUUGUUCCAGUUGGCAUCUGCUUGGGAAAUUGACUUGAAGCAAUUGGAGAAAUAGCUUGAGGAGCACUCUUGAAAGCUGACCAGUAUCUUAUUUUGUGGAGUACAUUUUUGUAUCUACCUAUCGUUGUUGAAAUCACAACAGUUUCUAGCUAUGUUCCAUUGGUUAGUUCAAUUUGUUCAUUUUUUGAGGCUGAAUUAUGGAUUUUCAAGCUCGAUCCUAUGUGUAGUGGUUUGGGGCAAUGCUAAAGACUACACAUACAAAGUAUGUUUGAACUUUGAAGCCAACGGACGCUUCUUUUCGCUUUA